Molecule: messenger RNA, 5418 nt
Organism: Sceloporus undulatus (fence lizard)
Lineage: Eukaryota; Metazoa; Chordata; Lepidosauria; Squamata; Phrynosomatidae
Gene: CAMSAP3
Product: calmodulin regulated spectrin associated protein family member 3
Exons: 19
Coding region: 85-4110 (1341 amino acids)
Biological process (GO): negative regulation of microtubule depolymerization; neuron projection development; cytoplasmic microtubule organization
Cellular component (GO): microtubule minus-end
Molecular function (GO): calmodulin binding; microtubule minus-end binding; spectrin binding
Source: RefSeq, a predicted model, not a curated record
GCUGCAGGAGAAGGAGGAGGAGGAGGAGGAGGAGGAGGCCAUCCCCAGCAGCAGCAGCAGCAGCAGCAGCCCGUCGGCGGGGCCAUGGUGGCCGCUGCCCCCUCUGCAGCUGCGGCCAUGAGGAAGAGCUUCCUGGUGCCCGAGAUCAAGCCCCUGGACCAGUACGACUUCGCCCGCGCACGCAGCGCCGCCAGCCUGGCCUGGGUCCUGGCCAAGGGCUACGGCGGAGCAGAGCAUGUCCCAGCUGAGCUGCGUGAACCCUUCUAUACGGACCAGUAUGAACAGGAGCACAUGAAACCUCCCCUCAUCCGUCUCUUACUUUCAUCUGAUAUCUAUUGUCGUGCCUGGCGCCAGGCCUUGCCUUCAGGUCCUGAUGGCAACCCAUCCCCCAAGGACAAUGCUGCUUUGCUGCAACUUCUGGCCCGUCGUGGCUUGGUGCCCACCUUCCAAGAAAAGCCUGUAAAGGAAGCAGACCUGCACCACAAACCAAUCAGGCUGGCUGCACACUUGGCACUGAUUGACUCAUUGAUGACAGCUUAUGCGGUGGAAGCCACCAGCUCCUUGAGUGUUGCACCAGGGACUGAUCCAGUUGCCAUCUCCUGGGACCAGAAACUUCUCCACUGGAUAGAUGUGAUCAUCCACAAGAUACAGCAAAGUGCCGAACAAGAAAGUUCUCAGCGGUCUGCUCCUGGUACAGAUGGCCAGAGCCAGGCUUCCAGUAGUGGUCCCAAGUGUCCCACAAGGUGGUACUGGAAACUGGUUCCUCAUGCCAUCGCUUUUUGUUUGAAGGAGUCGGGGAAUAAGCCUCCUGUGAUCCGCUAUCGGAAAGACAAAGCCCUGCCCAAACAGACCCCCUGUUUCUCUGCCAUUGCGGGUAUGAAGGACCUGGCCAGCGGGGGUGCCAUUGCUGCCACCAUCCACUACUACUGCCCCCAGCUCAUACGCCUUGAGGAUGUAUGCCUGAAGGAGACAAUGUCUGUGGCAGACAGCCUCUACAACCUGCAGCUAAUCCAAGGCUUUUCUUCAGACUACUUGGGUGGCACCUGUUUUCUCUCCUUGGAGGACUUGCUCUACAUGCCACCUGCUCUGAAGAUAAAUGUGGGGGUGUUUCUGGCAGAGUUGUUCCUGUGCUUUGAGGUACUUAAGCCAGAAUUUGUGUGCCCAAAGGAGCUGCCCAGACUUCAAGAUUCUCCUGGGUUGAAUGACUCUUUGACGCCAAACAGUGGGAACAACAGCAGCUCCCCAGUGUUCAACUUCCGUCACCCACUGUUGCCUGGGGGGCAGGCACAGUCUCCACUCUGUGGUUCCUUAGGUUCUUUGCAUCAUUCCACGUCCAUGUCCCAUGUGGAGGGCUUUGGUAAAGCAUGGAGCAAGAAACAGCUCAGUCAUCCUUUGUCUCAAGCAGUCUCAUUCAGCAUCCCCUUUGGUCUGGACAGCGAUGUGGACAUUGUGAUGGGCAAUCCUGUGGGCAUCCUUCGCUCUGUCAGUUCUGAUAGCCUGGCCCCUGCCCUUUACUCCUCCUUGCCUCGCUCCCCACGCCCACGGGCCAGCGAAGUAGUUGAGGCCCCAAAUGGGCUAGUGGCACCAUCACUUCAUGGUGGGCACAAGAGCCAAGAGGGGCUGGCCCUGGAGAAUGGGCUGACUGAUGGGUACUCAGACCUGCCCACCAUUGAGGAAGCCUUGCAGAUCAUCCACAGCAGUGAACGCCUGCUCCCUGAGGGAGCCCCUGAUGGCUUCUACUUGCACUCACCAGACCCACCUAAAGCCUCUGUGCCAGAGAAGGUGCCCAUGUCCACAGUCUACCGCUGCCACAAUGGACCACCUAAUGGUGGGGAGCCAGCCCAGGAUGGUAGUUUGGACUCUGAUGCUGAGGAGGCUGCCCGGCCCCCAGGUGGCCCAGAUGACUCCACCUCCUGCGUGAGUUCACUGAGCUCGCAGCCGGACAGCACGGCGUCAUCCACUUCUGGCGUGCGUAUGACCAGUUUUGCGGAGCGCAAGAAGAAGUUGGCAGCCACAGAUAGCAAGUCUAGUGGGAUCAGCUCUGAGGGUUCAGAGACUGGGCCUGCACAACCUGACGAAAGCCCUGCCCAAAGCCCUGCCCUCAGCUCAGAGAUGAGCCAGUUGGGGGCCCGCCUGGAGGAGAAGCGUCGCGCCAUUGAGGCUCAGAAGAAGCGCAUUGAAGCUAUCUUCACUCGGCACCGCCAGCGUUUGGGCAAGAGCGCCUUCUUGCAACUUCAAAAAGCACCUGACUCCCAGGCACAGCUGGAGGACAGCCGGCUCACCCUAGAAGAGCGUCUUGCCCAACUGGAGGCAGAGGAUGAGGCUGGAAGCCCCCGGACACGCUUGGAGAACAAGCAGGUGACUUUCUCACCUGAUAUUACUAAGGGAGCACUUGAUGAGAACCUGGGCGACUACAAUCGGGCGGUGGCCAAGCUUAACACUGCUCUGAGUUCCCUGCAGAUGGACAUGCAGCGCCUAAGUGAGCAACAGCAGCGCCUCAUGCAGGAGAAGAAGCCCAGUGCCCAAGCCUGGGUGAUCCCAGCCCCAAGGGCCAGCCGUGAGGGUGCUCCAACCCGCUCUUCCCUGGAACUCUCCUCUCCUUCACCUUCGCCAUCCCCUUCCCGCAAAUCUCGUUCACCUCAGCCCACCCCCAAGAAGUCCCCGGCCCCUGCUCCCCCCAAGAGCCCCAAGCACACCCGGCCAGUUGAGCUAAAGCUACCGCCCCUCACACGGGUUUUGACACCUCCCCACAAUGUGGACAACCUUCCACACCUCCGCAAAUUCUCACCCAGCCAAGUGAAUGUGCAGACUCGUUCCUCGAUCCAUUUUGCUGAGGAUGAGGAGCUGCCUGUGCCAGAGGCAGAGGCUCAGAAUAAUCUGCGGCCUGUUGCCUCAGUACCUCCCCAGGGGGGCAAUGCCCGUGUUUCAGGUGAUGGCACCAGUGAUGUUUCCUCACCCAGCGAUCGGCGCAGUAGCCUGAUUGAAAUCCCUCUGUCCAGCUUGAAAGGGGAGGAGGAAGAUGAUAUGGAUGGUGAUGACUCCCUGGAGGAAUCUAUUGCAGAGACACUGGAUUCUGAGCCCCGCUCCAGUCUGGGCUUCUUCUUCAAGGAUGAGGAGAAGGCUGAAGAGGAGAUGGCACAGAAGCGUGCCACCUUCCUAGAAAGGCAGCAGCGGCGCACUGAGGAGGCCCGGCGCAGGAAGCAGUGGCAGGAGGAGGAAAAAGAGCAGAAGAAAGAGGAGACCAGGCUGCAGACUGAAGAGCGUUCACGACAAGAGGAGGAAGUCGGGCCAAGGCGUGGCGACUUCACCCGCCAGGAGUACCUACGGCGUCACCAGCUCAAGCUGAUGGAGGACCUAGACAAGGUGCUGCGGCAGAAGCCCACCACAGUGCGUGCCCUGAAGAAGGGUCGGCCCAAGACAGUUUUCUGUGAUGAUUCUGCUCUUGCCCGCAGCCCAGUAAAAGGGCUCCUUGGAUCCAAGCUCAGCAAAGUGUAUUCCCAAUCCACUCUUUCACUUUCAACAGUAGCUAAUGAUCCUGGCAAUUCACUUUCCCUCAAAAGGUCUUCGCGAGCUGCAUCCCCUUCUGGGCCAAUGUCUCCCAGCCGGUUGCUUUCAAACCAGAGCAGGGAGCGUGACUGGGAGAAUGCUUCAACUGCCUCCUCACCUGCUUCUAUUCCAGAAUACACUGGGCCCAAGCUGUACAAGGAACCCAGUGCCAAGUCCAAUAAAUACAUUAUCCACAAUGCCCUGUCUCACUGCUGCCUUGCUGGCAAAGUCAAUGAGCCCCAGAAAAACCGCAUCCUGGAGGAAGUUGAGAAGAGUAAAGCCAAUCACUUCCUCAUUCUCUUCCGUGAUUCAAGCUGCCAGUUCCGAGCGCUCUACACACUGUCUGGGGAGACGGAUGAACUGACCCGUUUGGCAGGCUAUGGUCCGCGCACCAUCACCUUGCCCAUGAUUGAAGGCAUCUACAAGUACAGUUCUGAUCGCAAGCGCUUCACUCAGAUUCCCAGCAAGACCAUGUCCAUGAGUGUGGAUGCCUUCACCAUCCAAGGCCACCUCUGGCAGACCAAGAGGCCAGGCACCCCCAAGAAGCCUGGUACUCCCAAAUAGCCAUGAUCAGCAGAGCUUGGUGUCUACUGUCUCUACCUGAACUUUGGGCUGUUGUUAAGUUGCCAGCCCAUGGGGCCUUCCAUGAUGGGUGGCUUGAGUAGACAGGGCUGCAUAUCUUGGCAUGGACCAGUGCUGUCUCUGGAUCAGAACCACCUGGGAGUCUUUUGUAUAUUUUGGUGCCUGCUCUGAGGAUGAGGCAGCUUUUGACUAUUUGCUUUGGGUGUGUGGGAAGAAGCAAAGAGGACAGAUGCUCUGGAAACUGCCAAAUCCCAUGCUAAGCUAGAGGCUCAAGAGUUGCCAUAGUGACACUGCCCUACAUAGGGCCUGGGGCUUCAAGCUCAGUCUGCCUCCAGCCCCCAUCUGAAUGUCAGGCCACAGCCAGAGCAACUACAGGGUCCCAUUUUCUGACUCUUGCUUGCCCAGAUCCUCCCUGGUUCUGGCUAGGUUUCUCAUUGCCUGGCUGUCCUUGUUUAUAUUUAUACAUACUAUACAUAUAUAUAUAUAUAGGAGCUAUUUAAUGAUUUUUCAAUUUGUAUAUAAAAAGGAGCAAAUUGGAACAAUGGGGCUGGGUGAAUUUAUAUAUGAGGUUGGCAUGGCGGGGGUAGCACAGCAGGGUGUGUGUAUGUAUGUUCCUUCCUUCAGUGUCUUUCUCUCUUGAUAGGUUUUUUAGUCUACUCCCCCUUGUGCACAAGGGCUAUUUGGCAUAGGGAAAGGGCUGUUACAUGGGAUAACUUUUUAGCAGACUUUUUUGGGGUGUCAGAUUAACCAGCAGGGAGCCUGUCUUUCUGGUGAGGCAGAGCAUGCUUUAGCUGGCCACUUUCCUUUGAAUGAUGGGAAGCUGGCUGUUCCUGUAGUCACAGAGCAGGCCUUUGUGAGUCCUAAACUGAACUGCCAAAAGAAAGUGGGCACCUACCACUCUAGGGCAAAGUGAGCUCCCAGCUCUACUCCCUUCCCUAACUGCUAGGCGCCAAGGCUGAGUAGGCAGUGAAUGUAGGUUGCUCCUUUACUCCCUUUCAAGAGACAGAGGAUGAUUGGGCCCAGGUGCUCCUAUGUUCCCCACCACCCCCACCUUGUUUUUUAGGCCCUUCUAUAUUUCCUAUCUACUUGCUCUCAAGGCAGAGUAUGUGGGAUACUGUCACUCAUGUUUUAUUCCCCAGCCUGAUUCUUUCCUUCUAUUCCUAGUUUCUCGUGGUUGCUUGUUGCUGACUGAAUGUUAUGUAGGUGUUUGGGGGUUCCGUAUAGUACAGGGUUGGUGUAAAAAGUGGAUGGGGAUUUUGCCCUGGCUGCUUAAUAAAGUAACUUAAAUGA